Molecule: messenger RNA, 1255 nt
Organism: Pocillopora meandrina
Lineage: Eukaryota; Metazoa; Cnidaria; Anthozoa; Scleractinia; Pocilloporidae
Source: the annotation of a GenBank genome assembly
AUGGAUGAUACGGUGAUGAAAACCGUUUGCAAUGUUACAAAAAUUGGUGAGGAACAGUUCACUUUGUUUUUCAGUGAGCGGUUCGUCGAGAGAAGCAAGCCUGUUACACAACCCCUCAAGAAGGAUAAUCUUCCCACUUUCACGUCCAGGAAAAAAAGACCGUUUCAAAAGAAAGGGCGAAAGUGGAAGUUUUGAAGGAGGACUGUGCUUUAUUUUUGCGGCUUUAAAUAGCAUGUCAACUUCGUGAUGGAAACUUGGAAGAUUUCUUCAAGUAUGAGAAUCAACCAUGGCGGCCAUCACUUUCACAGCUUGGCCAGCUGAGAGGAGGACAGAAGGCAGACUUAGUGAGGUGUUUGCCCAGCACAUCAGCACAGAUUGCAACUCAACCAGUCGCUGAUGCAGUUAUUCUUGAUGGAGCAGUUGCUGUGCAGAUGCUACAACCAAGAAUAGCACGCACGUUCGAUGAAUACUUUAGUAUCGUAAUCGCCCCUUACAUCCUCAAACACUUUGAAACAGCGAGAGGGGUUGACCUAGUCUGGCAUGUCUAUCAGGAUGAUUCACUGAAGAGAUCAUUGCCAGAAAAGAGAGGUUCUGGACAACGGUGUAAAGUAUUACCAUCAACAAGAAUUCCUGCUGACUGGAAAGGCUUUCUGCGAGUUGAUGAUAAUAAAGACAAACUUUUCAAACUCAUUGCAAACAAGGUAUGUACUUGGUAUUAUCUACUUCUAUAACAGAAGUGGGUCUUUCUUAACUGACUUCAAACACCUUAUUAUACACGAUUUAAUCACAAAUAUUUGUAUCUAUUUUAUUUGAGGUAGUUACGCUGGUGGUUCCCAAGGGUAAGAGCAUCUUCUCUACCUGUGGUGAGGGUGUCAUAGCGCGUAAUGAAAGAACGGAGAUCAGCUUACUUGCGUCUUGCACAUAUGAAGAGGCAGAUACUCGCCUUAUGGUCCUUGUACUUGAUGCAGCCUCAAGAGGACAUCGACGAAUUAGAAUUAGAAGCAAUAAUAAAGAUGUUGUUGUACUUGUUAUUUCAGUGGCUGGCACUCUUCCAACAGAUGAACUCUGGGUCACCUAUGGACCUGGAAAGAAUGUACAGAAUAUCCUUGCACAUGCCAUAGCAAUGUCCCUUGGUCCUGAUAAAGCCUCAACCCCACCAAUGUUCCAUGCACUAACAGGGUGUGAUACUGUUUCGUUUUUUGGAGGGCGUGGAAAAAAACGGCUUGGGAUGUGUGGAAAGUGUUUCCUCAACUGA